Truncatella angustata is the source of this 2166-nucleotide messenger RNA. RefSeq lists its product as uncharacterized. The record is from RefSeq and is a predicted model, not a curated record. The transcript has 2 exons. The coding region runs from base 1 to 2166 and encodes 721 amino acids. Lineage: Eukaryota; Fungi; Ascomycota; Sordariomycetes; Amphisphaeriales; Sporocadaceae.
AUGUCACAACCACAACAGCCACUCGUCCAGAGCGCGCAACAGCCUCAGGCCCUUGGCCAGAACAGGACAUUCUCGCCACAUCCUCAACAACAGCAGCAACAGCAACAGCAGCAGCAACUACAGCAGCAGCAGCAGCAGCAGCAGCAGCAACAGCAACAGCAGCAACAACAGCUGCAACAACAUCACACAAAUUCCCCUACUAUUGCUCAACAACAGCUCAGACAGCAACAGCAGUCACAAGCUCCAAGACCCUCGCCCGAUCCUCGAUCGCCCACCACCUUUCCGGCCGGCAAUUUCUCAAGUUCCGGACAUAGUACCCCAAACAUAAGGACUCCAACCUCUGGUUUGGCAUCGCCUUCCGUCAACCAGUUUUCUCAGCCACAGACGCAGAAUCAGCCUCAGCAGCCGCAACAGAAUGCGCCUGUCUAUGCAACAUCGUACACUCCUACACACAUACCUCAGCAACAACCACAAAAUGGCCGAGCAACUCCAGGAAACACCGUUAACCAGCAAAGAUUCUCCGCACCGCAGCAACAAGUUCAAAAUCACCCCCAGCCUCACACCACAACAAACCACAUGGCCGCGCAGAGUCCCAUAAACUCCACGCUUCCUUCACCUUCACCUCACAAUGCCCAACCGAACGGCGCCAUACACAACUAUGCACACUCCCAGGCCACCUUUUCGCCCAGCGUGGCCCAACCUGUACCCACGCCCGGCACCAUGGGGCCCCCGAGUCAUCUGAACGCCCCUAAACCGGCGCCUACCCAAAAGACAUAUCAAUACGAGAUGGAUGAUUCCUUGGCCGGGACGGGCAUCAAUCUUGAUGAAGAAGAACAGUACAUGAACGACUAUGAGACCCGAGUAGGGUUCGGUGCUUUAGCUCCCGGCGGGAGAGGAAGCUUCUACGGCGCAGGACCAGCGAAUCAGCCCGCCGAGUCGUCGCAGUCUAAGUCGCAAGAGGAAAUGGCGGCAGAGGCGGCCGAUAGGGCUUGGACUGACGCUGCUCACCGAUACGCUGCCUCAGUAUCUCACGAUUUUCUCCAAGAAGGCUUUGUACUGCCAGCUCUGUUACACGCUCGGAUGAGCAAAGUAGCCGCAGCUAACGGGUUGGACUUGGUUCUCGACCAAAAGCAAGGCUCCACGAACCAGCCGCUAGGUCGCUUUCACUUUAUGCACAACUAUCCAAAGGAACCAUAUGUACGUGUUUCGACAAAAACUUGUCCGGACAACACUGUUGUCACGACGGUGGGAUCCUUCCUUCCAAAGGAAGCAAUUUUGUGUGACCAGAUCGCUCUGCUUUCUCUCGCAACCCGAACACGUUUGGGCGAGCUGCUUGCGGAUGCCAACCUGGUCUCUUCGCAUCGCCAGCAAACUGCUCAUGGUGUCAUUCCGUCCGAUUGGGUUGACGCCGCCAAGCCGCAUGAUGCUAUAGAAAGUGCAACUAGUUCUAGCACGAUUUCACGAAAGCGACCGGCAGAAGAGUUGGGCAAUGGCUUACCCACCCCGGUGUCGGAAGCGUCCCCUAAGAAUCAUUUUGCUGGCACGAUUGUCUCGCUUGGAAAGACUUCUCGAGAUGCCGAGGAAGCUCGGUUAAGGAAACGACAAAAACGCGCGGAGCAGGCAGCAGAAAGAGAGAAGAAUCCGGAUGGUACUAGUGCUUCUCGCUCAGCUUCAGUAGCUCCUGGCACGCCUGGCGCAGUUGCACCAGACCCUGACGCAAAGCCGCUUUCCAAGAAGGAAAGCAAGAAGGCAGCAAGACUCGCCGAUACCAGCAGUCUAUCUGUAAACUCCACACUUAGUCAAUUCAUGGGCGGAAAGAAGAAGAAAUAUUCUUGGAUGACGGGCGGAGGGGGUGGCAGUGGCGCAAGCACCCCAAAGGACCAGGCGGUGGAUUACCAGCCGCUGGAGCGUCCACCAAGGCUUCCAAAGGACCCCUUACACAAGAUGCAAGCCAACAGAUUGGUGGUCUCCGGGAGGACUCCGUCAAAGGCAAGCAUAUUCAAAUGCGUGACUGGAUCGAAGCGCUUGAGAACAACGGCUAUCUUACGGAUCAGGUUGCACUACAACAUGCUUAUAUCAGACUUGAAAGAUCAGAUUGGGGUGACAAAGUCAAGGUCUCCGCUCCGGCUCCAGUGGCUAGUCCGACUACGGUACCGACAGCAGUAG